This is a messenger RNA of Penicillium mononematosum, 231 nucleotides long. RefSeq lists its product as uncharacterized. The record is from RefSeq and is a predicted model, not a curated record. Bases 1 to 231 code for a protein of 76 amino acids. The transcript has a single exon. Lineage: Eukaryota; Fungi; Ascomycota; Eurotiomycetes; Eurotiales; Aspergillaceae.
AUGACCGGGUACAAUGCGAGUUUGCGGGGAGCCGAGGCCCGCGGCGAAGCUGCCGAUUGGUGCCUGAGGCAAAAGCAAAAAUGUGUUUGUCUUGUUUGUCUUGUCUGCCGGAAACCGAGUAAUCACGUCCGUGACUGGUCCACAGGCCAUGGCACCAUUCGGCGAUUAAAGAUCAACCAACACAUUAUCGCUGCUCUCUGUCUGCUGGAACCAGGCGAUAUUACCAAUUGA